AUGGAAGCGCAGCUCGGAGAAUUGAGCGCGGCGCUUGAAGCCGCGACGCAGAGCGCGGCGCAGGUCCCUGGCCGCACGGAUUUGGAUUUUUACUGCUCGAUCGAUGCUGGUCUGCAGCAGUCGCUCGCUCGCGUCCGCGAGCAGCUGCAAGCAACAAUGGUCUCGAUGCAUGCGUGGCUCAACGACGAGACGCAUGCUGACAAUGACGAGUUGAUUACAAGCAUGACCAUGCCAGCAUCGUUCUCGAGUGCUAUUGGCGAUCAGGUAGACCAGCUGCUGGAGCGCGCAGACAUAUACAUGGACGAAUUUGUGGGGCGGCGCAACGUGCACGAAACGGCGAAGCCCGACCCUGCGCCGAGCGACGCACUUCCUGCCAGCGGCCCUCUUCCUCCCCAUAUUCUGAAUGCGCAGAUCCCCAAGCCACAGCGCCUCUUCACGACACAGCCUGACAACCGCGCCGAGCAGGUGUGGAAACGCCCACUGCGCUUCGGCAAACCGCACGCGCUCGUGCCCCAAGGCUAUGUGGAUCCUGCGUGGAAUGUCCGGCCGGACGCGGUGAUUGCAGGCAUGUACGGUACAGAGGCCGAUGCGCGCCUGAAUCCGUAUCAUGUCGAGAUCCACCGCACGCCCGUGCCGAAAGCGGCGUUUGCCGAGCCAGUGCCUGUGCAGCCAGCGCCGCUGGACGUGUCGGACCCCAGCAAGUCGACAAAAGCAUGCACGUUCCAGUGGGUCGAUUCUGCAGACAAGUUGAACACGCUUCUCUCCCACCUACAAGAGCCACGCGUGCAAGAAAUUGCCGUCGACUUGGAGCACCAUAGCAAACACUCCUACUUGGGCCUCGUCUCGCUCAUGCAAAUCAGCACGCGGUGGGGCGAUUGGAUUGUCGAUACCCUGGUAGACGACAUCCGCGAAAAUGCCGAGCAGCUCAACGCAGUGUUUACUGACCCAGCCAAGAUCCUUGUCCUCCACGGCGCUGACCAUGACAUUUUAUGGCUGCAACGCGACCUGGGUGUGUACGUGACAAACUUGUUCGAUACGUAUCAUGCCACCAACGUGCUCAACUUUUCUGUUCACUCGCUCGCCUACCUCCUUGCUCGCUACAUUGAGUUCGACGCGGACAAGCGAUUCCAGCUCGCCGACUGGCGCAUCCGCCCAUUGCCGCGCGAGAUGCUAUUUUACGCACGCAGUGACACACAUUCGCUCUUGUACGUCUACGAUCGUCUCCGUCAGGAGCUGCUUGCCCAGGGCGGUGAGCAAGCGAUUGCCGAGGUGUUUGUAAGGAGCCGCGCUACUGCGUCCAAAGCGUAUGCCAAAGAGCCGUGGGAUGAGGACGGCAACGCCCGCGGCGGAUGGCGUACAUUGUGGCUCCGGCACGGCGGCGAUCUUGCGCUAGCCUCGCCGGAGAAGAAGGCUAUAGAGGCUAUGGGCAAGGAGGAGCGUCUCGCACGCCGCCUGCACCGAUGGCGGGAUCAGGUUGCGCGGGCGGAGGACGAAGGCGCACAGUAUAUCCUGUCUGCGUCGAACCUGUUGCAUAUUGUCUUCCGCAUGCCGUGCACGGCAGAAGAAGUGAAGCGUACCGUGCCACCGACGGCGCAGGCUGUGCGUGCGCGCAGUGCAGAGCUUGCCAAGGUGAUCCAGGACGAGGUACGCGCUUGGGAAGAUGCUACGCGGAGGCGGCAGGACCAGGGUGCGGCACAGCUUGACGAGCUUGUGCAGGAAGAGGCGGAUGAUUGCGGUGAAGCCGUCGUAAUGCCGACACCCGCAACAGGCCGCGUGCAAGGCCACCAAGGCGCACAGAUCCAAGCGCAGCUGUGGGAGACUCGGCCAGUGCAAGCAGAGCACCAUGCGCCGCAACUUUUCAACGGAAUGCUCACGGCAGACCCGCAUGGGAGGAUUUCAGAGGCACAUGUGCGCGCCAGCGCGCCGAAACGUACGUCUUUGUUUGAGACGCCUGCAUACAUGCAGGCGUCUGUGGGAACGUCGAGUACACUUGCGAGAAUCCGGGGUGAAUGUGUUGGUAUGCUUGAAAGGUUGGUUGGCGGGCGUGCAGAAGACGGGGGAAGAGUGGAAGAGGGGCAGAUGGGAGCCAACGUGGGUGCAGGUUUCGAGGCAAGCGAGCGUACCAGCACCGGCGCAGACCUCGAGGCAAACGAGCGUGCCAAUGUUGGUGCCUACACGCAAACAUCUACUAAUACUGCCCCUCCCACACCCGAUCCAAUCGUUCAAGUAAGCAAGAAGCGAUGGUCCAAAGACAAGAAACGCAAAUGCAAAGAACCCACCGAGCUCACUCCCAGCCUCGAGCCCUUCGACUACAGCAAUGCGACCUCUGUCCUAGAGACAGCUCGCCGCGAAGAGGGCCUGGGCCUGCUUGGCACGCAAGACGCCUCGAAACGCAAAUCCAAGCACCAAGAUACCAAGAAGAGCAAGUCGGCAAAGCGCAAGAGCGAUGUGCGCAGCGGAAACCGCGGGAAGACGUUCGUUUAG
Molecule: messenger RNA, 2484 nt
Organism: Malassezia vespertilionis
Lineage: Eukaryota; Fungi; Basidiomycota; Malasseziomycetes; Malasseziales; Malasseziaceae
Gene: RRP6
Product: exosome nuclease subunit
Exons: 1
Coding region: 1-2484 (827 amino acids)
Biological process (GO): nuclear polyadenylation-dependent antisense transcript catabolic process; poly(A)-dependent snoRNA 3'-end processing; histone mRNA catabolic process
Cellular component (GO): nucleolus; nuclear exosome (RNase complex)
Molecular function (GO): 3'-5'-RNA exonuclease activity; nucleotide binding; nucleic acid binding
Source: RefSeq, a predicted model, not a curated record